AUGUGUCAGCCUAUGUCCAUAUAGCGUUUAAAGCAUGAAUACUUGAACGGAAUAACUUCAUGGUUUGGACACUGGUUCCGAAUAUCAUGCCGCCAGCGACAUUGGAUGUCGUAGGAUGUUGGCAAAACGUCGCCACGAUACGUGACACGGCGGAAUUGUGUCGGUGAAAGAGUGGGACUAUGGAUACGUCAUGGGCAAUACCAAGUCAUAGCAAAAAAUAUGCCGAAACGGGAAUUAAAACAACACACUGCUGACACGGAGGGAAAAAAACCUAAAAAGGCAAAAGUUCAGGUGAACAAACCAAAGAACUACGCAAAGCUUAUUGAUGAUGCAACAAAUUUUGAGACAACUGAUCUCAAAUUUACUGAAGAAAUUCCAUCUAAAAACAAAAAUGGUCAGUUAGAGUUCCCAGAUUGGCCGGAAUUCCGACCUAACUUGACUCCAAAAGAAGUUUUACAGGCUGGGAGUUUUGGAGGAACAUACUUCCGCUCGAUCAGAUCAGGCGCAACAGGUAAAAGCUACUCGGGUACAGAAGUCUACAAAGAACUACCUUGUGAUUGGUUUGAGGGACUGAACAUUGCCAAGCAGGUGACUAGUGCUUCAUACCGCACAGAGGUCAACACCUAUAAGGUCAAAUGUGGAGGAAGUCUUGACAUGUGGGAAGAGAGUGGAUGGAUACACAAACAAGAUCCCUAUGGCUGGUUCCAGUGGUAUUGUAGGUUUUACCAAGGCAGACGGACAUCUGACGAUGAACGACAGGUUGGGCGCUGGCUACGGUGUGCCGGUGUUACUGGGAGGUGGAGAAACAAUCUAAUCUCAAAGUGUGUUAAGACGGGAUGUAGCUACGACAACAAGGCGGUCUCACCAGUCGUUAGACAGACGCUCCAGCACUGGGCCUACAAACUCAACAGUGAUGAUUUUAAUGCAUAUGUCAAGAAAAAGGGAAUUAAAUAGGGGAGGGGGGAAACUGGGACAAAAAGAAGAAAUAAUGAGAAUUUUUGUUUGAGUAAAGCUGACUUGCCCAUCACUAGUAAAAUCAUAGGAAUUCAGAUAUAGCAAUAUGUGCUUUAUAUAAUGUUUAUAUUUUUAUAACUAUGAUUCACUUCUGCUGAGGAAAAUGAAUUUGGGAAAUAUUCCCAAUAUUUAGAAAUUCCGAAAAAGAGUGUGUAAAAAUCAUGUGUAAAGAAAAUCAGAUGUACUCAAAAUGCAGCUCAAAAAUUGUGAUUUUCAUCCUGAAGAAGCCCAGGAGGGCAAAACCGGUAGACGAUUAAUAAUAAAGUCAAGGAAUAAUCACUCUGCAGACUGUUGUGAUUGAUAUUUAUUAUCUGAUUCUCUCUUCUGAUCAAUCACCCGGCAUACCUGGGGAUAUCCAGCUGAGGAGUGGAGGCAUCUACUAUCCACCCAACAAGAACGCACGGCGUUGGCUCUAGUGCCUGAACUCAUGUGUAAAGAAAGAUAUAUUUUUAGGGAUGCAUAGAAAAAGUUCUUAUGAAAGAAGGUGGAAAGUCUGUUUGAAGAAUGUUUUUCAUGGAAAAUUUUUUUUUUAAAGCAUUAAGUUUUAGACAAUUGAAAUGUGUUGAAAAGAUCAUUUUGGGAGUGUGAAAGGAAAAAGAUUGAUUUGAAUCUUGGUUACUGUGAUUUUCUUGUGUGAAAGACAAGACAUCAGCAUUGUGUUGGUCACUUUUAUACAUGUUCCGAUAUGACAUUACAGCUGUGAUGUACAAUGUUUCUUGCUAUGGCUCUGCAGUUAUUUGCAGUUAAAGUUAAAAAUCUUAAGUUUCAUAAUAUUACAAGUCCUGUAAGUUUUUGUUCCCAAGUCAGAAUAGUGUGAAAUGAGGAGAAGCACUGUAGACAGGAAUGGGUCUUUACAGCUGGACUGUUCUCCCCAAAGUCGUUAUCACCUUGCCUCACAACCACUUUUGCCUUAAUUCAUUUUCUCUACUAGAUAUCAUUGACACAUUUUUGUCUCAUGUCCAAUUCCUUAGCUACAAUGUGACCAUAUUUAGUCAUUUUACCUGACCAUCACCUGGUCAUAUGACCAGUUUGAUGACUUAACACAAUGUGGUUAUGUCAUAUAAUAAAUCCCAGAUACAUAAAUUUGAAAGGACAUCAAUGGGACACCAAACAUCUUGUUCCUUUGAAGUAUAGACAAUCUGGUCAAACUUUCUAAUUUCUUCAGUGAAGACAUCAAAUAUUGAUAUAGGAAAUAGGUGAAAGUGUUUAAACAUUCCUUCUCUUUCUCAUUAAUCAUUCCUAGUAUUAACUUAAAACAACCAUUAUUUGACUGAAUUUAUUUCAUGACAUUCAUUGAUAAAAAAAAAAUAUAUAAAAUUCUUCAGUUGAUUUAUGUCACUGCCAGAUGGCAUGGCUGUUGUCUUGCUUUGUUUACAAAAGUUGCUUGUAAAACAACUUGGAAAGUCUAGAAUUGAAGAAAAUGUAACAGCAUUGAGGAAAUCCAAUGUUUGGGUUACAAUCAGAAGUUCUUAUUUUAUUCAUGUCCAUGUUUAAAAAAUAAUUAAAUAAAUAAAUAAACAAGUAAAUAAACCAAAUUCUUUAGCUGGUUGGUAUUACUGUCAGAUUGCAUGUUUAUUGUCUAGCUUUUUGUUUAAAAAAGUUAAUGUAAAAAGACAACUGUGGAAAGUUUGGAAUUAUUGAAAAUGUGACAGCAUUGAGGAAAUCCAAUGUUUGGUUUAAACUCAAUGUUUAUAUUACUUCCUGUCCAUGCAUGAUUGUUUGGUUGAUACAUUUUUAAAGACAAAAAUACAUUUUUUAAUGAUAAAGAGAAAACGUUAAAUAUAUGACAUGCCAUUUGUAAAUUUGUAUAUCUAACUGACAUUGGCUAUUUGUUAAGUUUUGCCAGUGAAAGUUUUCUUGUAAAACAAAUAAUUUGUUACUUGAAACUUUGAAUUCCCGAGUGAAGACAUCAAACUGAUAAAGGUAAUAGGUGAGAGUGUUUGAACAGAACUUCUCCUAAUAUUGAAGUAACUCAUUAAGCAUACCUAGUAUUAAGCUAAUACAACCAUUAUUUGAUUGGAUUUUUUGAUGACUUCCUUGAUUAAAAAAGUUUAUUUUUUGACAUUCAUUGAUUAAAAAAAUAAUUUAAAUUCUUUAGCAGAUUAAUGUCACAGAAUUGAAGAAAAUGUAGCAGCAUUGAGGAAAUCCAAUGUUUGGUUUACAAUCAGAAGUUCUUAUUUUUUUAAUGUCCGUGUUUAAAAAAUAAUUAAAUAAAUAAAUAAACAAGUAAAUAAACCAAAUUCUUUAGCUGGUUGUUAUUACUGUCAGAUUGCAUGUUUAUUGUCUAGCUUUUUGUUUAAAAAACUUAAUGUAAAAAGACAACUGGAAAGUUUGGAAUUAUUAAAAAUGUGACAGCAUUGAGGAAAUCCAAUGCUUGGGUUACAAUCAGAAGUUCUUAUUUUAUUCAUGUCCAUGUUUAAAAAAUAAUUAAAUAAAUGUAUAAACAAGUAAAUAAACAAAAUUCUGUAGCUGGUUGAUAUUACUGUCAGAUUGCGUGUUUAUUGUCUAUUUUUCUUUGUUUAAAAAUACUUUUUGCAAUAAAACAACUGUGGAAAGUUUGGAAUUACAGAAAAUUAGCAGCAUUGUGGAAAUCUGAUGUUUGGGUUACACUCAAAUGUUCUAAUUUCUUCCUGUCCAUAUAUAAUGGUUUGGUUAAUAUAUAUUUAAAGACAAAAAUACAUUUUUUGAUAAUAAAGAGGAAAUGUUAAACAUAUGACAUGCCUUUUGUAAAGUAGUAUUUCUAACUGACAUUAGCUAUUUGUUGGGUUUUGCCAGUGAAAGUUGUCUUGUAAAACAAAAUAAUUUGUUCCAUUUGAAACUUUUUAAAUUCCUGAGUGAAGACAUCAAACCGUGAUAUAGGUAAUAGGUGAGAGUGUUUGAACAGACCUUCUCCUAAUAACUAAAUAAUUUGUACAUGUAUGGUUUCUCAUUAAUCAUACCUAGUAUUAACCUUACAAGAUCAUUAUGUUAUUGAAUUUAUUUUAUUACAUGACGCAUCUGUUCAUUGAUAAUAAAAAAUAAU
Molecule: messenger RNA, 4036 nt
Organism: Ylistrum balloti
Lineage: Eukaryota; Metazoa; Mollusca; Bivalvia; Pectinida; Pectinidae
Exons: 6
Coding region: 220-954 (244 amino acids)
Source: RefSeq, a predicted model, not a curated record